This is a messenger RNA of Vanessa atalanta (red admiral), 7572 nucleotides long. RefSeq lists its product as uncharacterized. The record is from RefSeq and is a predicted model, not a curated record. NCBI's taxonomy places the organism in Eukaryota, Metazoa, Arthropoda, Insecta, Lepidoptera, Nymphalidae. The coding region runs from base 202 to 5109 and encodes 1635 amino acids. The transcript has 13 exons.
AUUGCUUUUGUUUGAUUGUCAAGUUACACUUUUAAGUACAGCGAGGCAAGUGACGCCAUUUACGUUUGUUCUGCAAAGAAAUUAAAUUUAUUUGGAAUUGUGCUAUUGUGACAGUUAUCUGUGAAAUAGAACAGCAUUGGUUUAAUAAUAUUGGAAUUUUGAUUAUGUUUAUUUUGGUGAACCUGAAUAUUUGACAUCGAAAUGUCGGGCGGUCGGUUGGUCGUCCUGGACCGCCUUGGGCGGGAUGUGAAGACUUACCCUCUUGAAGAGGGAUUGGCCACAAUAGGAAGUGAUCCUGUCUGUGACAUACGGGUUAUGCUGCCUACGGUCAGUCCUCAUCAUGCUACGCGCGCCGUGCUGGUGCCGGCGCAGCGCGCCUCCAUGCCGGCCUCGUCUGGUGGAAAACAAGUAGCGAUCGUGCAACCGCAACGGCGAGAUACGAACGAGCAAGCCGAAUCUUCUCGAUCGAAUGCGAAGACUAGCAACAAGCGUCCGCGUACGAGUAGAAAUGACGAGCAGGACUCCAUCAUCGAGGAGGCCGACGGCUCCAAGAGGAAGUCGAGCCCGCGCAGCAGCCCGAAGAGCCCGCACAUGCACGACACGACGAAGGCCACGCUGUGGAUCGAGUCGCGCAAGACGCCGCGCGCGCCCGCCCUGCGCCUCGCGGCCAUGCGCGGCGCGCACCGCGCGCGCACCGCGCCCGUCGCCAAGAUACGCGCGCCCGCGCACAUAGAUCACACGAAGCAAGCGGCUAUCAUGCUCAUGACGGGCCACACACCGAAAUCUAAGCAAAGUCCGAAAAGCAAACAGCCCUCAUACGUGGUCAAAAAGCCGAGUCCAGUGAGACGAACACCGAAGCAAAAGAAGCCGAGUCCGACGAAGAAAACUCCGAAGGGAAAGAGUUUGAGCGGCUUAGAAGUUACUCCGAAGCGCAUGAGCUGCUUUUCUGCCUCCCGAUCCAGCGCUAAGGCAGCCGCGGACCUCACUGCAUCAAUAUUAGAAAUUACUGAUUCUGAUUCCCAAACAGUACGUGGAAGUAACACGUCAGUACGAUCCCUGCGUAGAAGCACUUUGCGUUCACCAGUUUUACCAACUCCAAAAAAAUCAGCUCUCAAAGAUCCUUCAGCUAAGAAAAAUACACGCAAGACAGAGUCAAUCAAGUUCGACUUAAGUAAUCUGGAGAGCAAUGCACAAGAUCGAUCAUCGGAUAUAUUAUUUAUUACAGACACGACUAAAGAAAAUUCAUAUAACGGUGAUUCAGCAGACGACCUGUCGCUGCACUAUUCAGACACUUCGACCACUCAGUCACCUUCGCCGAGAAAAUCUAUACAUUCUAGGAGCAGUCGAAUGUUAGAAAAAUCUUUAGGAAGUACAUUCGUGUACAAUACACCUACACAGGAACACAAAAACAUAUCUUCAGAGUCACCUCAUAGUCAAAAAUGUUCAAGGGGAAGUUUAAUUGUUCAGAAGGCGUUAGAAAGCUCGAAUUUAGAAUCUUCAAGGUAUUCCCGAAGAACGACAAGAACUGUUUCAGAUCAUAGUUACAGCACCACAAUUACGUCGGCCCGUAAAACUAAAACUUUAAGUCCGCGGUCCUCGAACCGAAAUAUAGAAUCAUAUUCAAUUGUUGACUUAGUGUCGAUUGGUUCGAAUGACUCUAAUGGGAGUGUGUACAAUUCCGCUGGUUCCAAUAACAGUACAGUGGCGUUUGACACUCCCCAAACUAUAGCCAGUAGAACGACUAGAUCGAACAAUCCAUCGUUACUGGGUUCGAGUACUCCAUAUUUAAAUAGAACUUCAUCACCAAAACCUAGUCCUGAAGUAAACCGCAGUACCAAGUUGCGAGUGUCCACUGUGACCACAAGACGGUCUGCUUCCAUCACUACGCCAGAAAACUCUCAGAAAAAGACUCCCUUCAAUAGUACAAGGAUUUCUAAAAUGUCUCGAAGUCGAUCCAGAAUAAAUGAUAGCGAUAUCCUACUUGUAGAUGACAAUGAAGAUUCGUCACCAAAAUCAUCGAGGCGUACUAGUAAAACGAGCAUUGCUAGCCCCAUAGUAAGGAAAAAUAUUUCUAAAACGGAUGUACCACCUGAAAGUCCGUCGAAUGGUACACUAACACCAACAAAUCGGUAUAGUCCUGCAGAAGCUACUACACCUGUACUUAGUAUUCAAAGUCUGUUAGACCAAAGCGCAUUGAGCCAAAGCUCCACAACGUCUAAGCAAUCUGAAACUAGAUCAAGAGUAGCAAAUCUGAAGAGAAAAACUGUAGGUGCUAUCACUUCACAGCCUAAAAAAUAUAGAACGAGCAUUAAAUCAAGGUCGCUAAGUUUUAGUAGUAAAAGAUCUUUGAGAGCAAGGAAGUCGUCUUCUGAUUCAAUCAAAUCACAUCGAAAAACACCUAAAGAAAAUCAAAAAAUUGUAACUCCUAAGAGUGCUGUUAAAUUAGUGCAAGAAGCAGUUAAAAAUAAACAUUCGACCGCAAAGAAGCCCACAUCCAAGCGCUCGAUAAUUGACAAUCUUGAUGAAUCUGACUUUGUAAAACAAUUAUUCAAUAGUCCGGUUAAAAGAAAAUUAUCUCAGAGUAUGACAGAGUUUUCCAGAAAACAACUUUUCGAGGAUGUUGAUUCACUUCCUUUAAGACCGGCAAGAAGAACCACAGCGUUGACAGGAAGGUCACCUGAUAACUCCUUAUUAAAUCAAUCUGAAGCAUUCCCACCGGAAGUGUUUGUAAGCCCUUUAAGCACUCCCGGUAACAGCCCUAAUUUAUCUGGAAUAAAACGUCUAUUUGCUAAGAAUACUCCAGAGAAUGACUUACGAAACGUAAGAGGAGUGAAGUCAUUGCUAAGAACUCCGCGUAAUAGGAAAUCUAUCGGAAAAGACCUAAGUAAAGUUUCGGGCGUGAAAAAAGUGUUUGCUAGGUCGCCGAGAAACCGUUUGAGUGAUGUGAGAGUUAAAGAAGUGUUUGCUGUGUCGCCUCAAAAUGACUUACGACGUGUAUCAGGGGUGAAGUCUCUAUUUCAAUCAACAAGGAAAGCGAGAUCACCAAAAAAUACCCUAGACGAUUUAACGGGUGUGAAGAAUUUAUUCCGAAAAUCGCCAUUAAACGACUUGCAAAAUGUAACAGGUGUGAAGAAAACCUUACGAGUCAAUUCACCAAGAAACGAUCUGACGGACGUUAGAGGUGUCAAACAAUUAUAUAGACAUAAGGAGAUCCGGAACGAUUUGAGCGACCUCAGUGGCGUCGAAGAAAUAUUCCAUGAAUCGCAUAAUCUGGAUAGCACUUUCGACCAGUUGAUAGGAAAACCACGCGUCAGAUACUAUACGAAAUCUAAAAGUUUAACUACCAUCAAUAAAAACAAAAAACAAACGCGAAAGACCAAAUCUCUUCACGAUUCCAUCGGCCUCAUAACGGACAACGUCGAGCAAUGGCUAGACAACGAACUGAAGAAACGAGUCCACAGACCCGACGAGUCUCCGACUCCGAAAAAGUCUAUCAACAAAACGAAUCUCACGCGGGAACUGCAGAAGCUCUCGACCGACACGAUAGAGGGAAGCCUUCCCGUACGAACGUCGAGGGCUCGCAACGGCGCCCUGUCUCGGAACGCGGAGGCGGAGCUCCCACCGGAGCGCAAGAAAUCCGCGUCGGAGGUGUACAGCGCGCACACGUUGCCCAUCAAGAAGAGGUCUCUAGUGGAGCCCGUCGACCGGAGCGGCGAGAGCAGGAGCGCGCUGCCCAUCAAGAAGCGGCUCGUGGCGCACUCCACGCCCGUCAAGGGCCGCGCGCGCGCCGCGCCCGCCGCGCUCGCGCUCGGCCGCGUGUCGCCCAUCGCGCGCGCGCGCUCGCCGGGUAAAACACCACAAGCAAAAGAAUCACCGAAGGUGAACGCAACGAAAGCGAGGACUACUAAAUUGCCAGAAACUCGAAUACCCGACGACUUGCCAAAACCGUCACCGAGGAGAACCCGUGGGAGGGCUUCGGUACGAAAUAGUCCGCAACGAGUGAGAGUUACGAGGGGAAAGAAGAUGGGUCCUCCGGUAGCUAACGCGAAAAAAAGAAGAUCGUCAAUAGUCAUAACGAAGAAACCACCAGUAAUGAGCCCUGUUCCUAAAACAACUAAAAUCAAAACAGUAACAGUUACGAAAAGUAAAUCUAACACGAGUCCAAAGAAAACUAGAUCUAAGAGACAAAAAUCUCAAGCAGAAGAAAAGGUUAUAACUCCGAAAAAGACAAGGGCUAAAACGAAUGUAAAAAGUGUCUCAAUCACCAAACCAUCACCACAACCGAAGGCCAGACCUACGAGACAAGGCAAGAAAAUUCAGGAACCGGUUGUUGACAAUAAUGAUAUCAAGGCACCGAAGAGGGGCAGGAAAGCCGCUGAUAACAAAAUCGCUACUAGAAAGACUGAAGAAUCAAAACCAGAACAAAGAAAACUUGCAGGAAAAAUUGUUACUGAAAAUAAAUCUAAAACCAAGACACGAAAUGUUGAUAUCGACCAAGCGCAAACACCCCCUAAAAAAACCCGCAAAAAUAAUCUAGAAAUAAAUCAAGUUGACAAAUCCCAAAAACGAUCCAAAGCAACGAAAGAGAAAGUUGAAAAACAAAUUACUGUCGAAUCCGAUCAAAUCCGACCCACAAGAGGACGCAAACCUAAAGAUAAUAUGACUACUACAGAAACUGGUAAAAGACAGCGAAAAGUAACCAUAGUAGAGGAGCCUACAGCUACCAAAGCCAGUGGUGUAGAAGUUGUGCCGAGAAGAGGCAGACGCGGCACGAAAGUAGCAGACAAUGUUGAACCACCAAUUGAAAAAGUCAACAAACAGGGUAAAAAUGUUACAACUGGUAUUAAAAAAGGAAAAAGAGCCAAAAAUAGUGUAGCCGAGAGCGAAACUGAAGCUCCGACGGUAGAUGGAAAAAGAGCUAAGAAAACUGCGCCCAAAGAACAAAAUAAAUAUGUUAAAACGGAGACACGAGUCGUAGAAGAAGUACCGAAGACUAAGGGACGAAAGCGGAAGACAAUAAUUGAAGAAUCGCUCGUCGAAGAGCCGGCCGACAAGCGGCGCCGCGGCCUCGUCGUUCAGAGGACCUCCAGCCGGUCUCGAAGAAGAUAACAGUAUCUCUACGGCAGAUACUCUCAAAGUACAAAUUUGAUUGUUAAGGUAAAAUAGAUGAUACUUAGUAUUUGGAGGUUUUGCAUUUAGAGUGUAAUAUAAUUUUUAAUGUAGAUUUACAAUAUCCUUUGAGAGGAUUAUACUAUAUAUUGUUUUUUAGCGAAAAAAAAAGAUAUAAAACUAUUUGAAUUUAAUAUAAGGUGCUCUUCAGAGAUGCCAAAAUAUAGAUUAGUGUAUACUUACGCCACAAUGUUUCAAGCCUUUGUACAAAAUGUAAAUGAUUGCAAAAAGCUGUGGACACAUGUUUAACUAUUAAAAAACAAAUGACCGACAAAUUCUUGAGUAUUUACAACACUUCAAUUUAUUUGUUUAUAUAUUGAAUUUAUUAUAUUUCCUUGGCUUAAGAACUUUUUAAACAUAUGUCAUUUCGGAUAUAGCUUUUGAUUUAUAAUCCGUAUGAAAUAAAAAUCGCGAUUCAUUCAACUAUAUUGUUUACAUUUUGUACAAAUAAAAGCAAAUAACUUAAUAAUUACUUCAAAUUUCGAUGUCUCUUUCAAUAUAAUAGUUUUUAUUGUGGCACUUGGAAUUAGUUAAUGUAAUAUUUUAACAAUGGUGGAUAAGAAACUAAGUUACAUAAUAAAAAUAUAUUUAAUUUGAAAUGUUAAUAAAUUGGAAAGAAAAAGGAAUACAAGAACUCGAAUAUUUGAUCUUCAAUUACCUCACCUAACAUGGUUGCUGACACACUUAACAUGUAUUAUAUGUAAUAUUUUAUACCGACUUGAAGACAAUUCCUUCUUCCACAUCGAGACGGUUUCAAUAUUAAAAGUAUAGUAUUUAUCUUUAUGUCCGAUGUAUCCUUUACCUAGUGUCUAAUUGUGUAACUAAGGAUUAUGUGGACUUUUUGUUUUUAUUAAAUAUGAUGCAAAAAUCUUACAUAUAUGACAAUAAUAAUAUUAAUACGAUUUCCAUAAAUGGCUGUAAAAUUUUUCAUUAUAUAUUUUUGUAAUAAAACAAUUGUAUUAAUUUGUAUACCAAUGUUUAUACUUCACUUUUUUAACAUAUAUUAUAAUGCUACUCAUUUAGAAAGUCUUCUGUUGUAAAAGAACCUUAUUAUAUAAUACAGUAUUGCAUACAUCUAGUUUCUGUAACGCAGAUCAAUCUUUACUAAACAAAACGAAUCUAAAUUGUAAUUGAGUGAUAGCAUUCGAUGACGUAAUACACGACCAAUGAGAGUUGAGUAUUCGGCCAGAUUUGAUUUGCAUUUCAGAAACUAGAGGUUAGUGUAAGAUAUUCCAUAUUUUGAAUAAGUGUUAUACACAAAAAUGAUAUAUAGAAUAUAUAUAACUUGCUCUACUUAGAGCAAAGUUUAAUAUAGUCUGUUUCUGUCACACAUUUUAACAAAACUACAUUAUAGUUGUAGGAUAACUUGAAAAUUAUAAAUGUUUGUUGGUGAUUGAAGCGAUAAUUGUCUCGAUUUACGCGAAUAUUAUAUUUUAAUAAAAGGUGCUCUUCAGAGAUGCCAAACCUCUUACGAUUUAUAUUAACUAGGCAUUAUAAACAUAACAUUACAACUAUGCAACAAAGUUAUUAUUUUUUUAUUUCACUGGGUUCACAGUAUGCUAUUAUGUUUUGCCACCUUAAAACCAUGUGAAAUAUCGAAAUAAAAUUGUUCUAUCACAUCAAGUUCAAUAGUGAAACCAGUGAAAGUAGUAGUAAAAGUGAAAGAGAUUAUGAUUUUGUGCAAAAUGUAAAACUAACAAGUUAGGGUCACAUCUAAAAAUAAGAGAUCAUGAUGAUGACAGAGAGUCAUGAUUGCCUGAUUAUCAAACUAAAUAUUUACAAUAUUUUCAUGAAUACCUCCAAUCUUAAUAUAUAUAAUAUUACACAUGUAUUAAUGUGUACAUAAGUAUGUUACCUACUCGGUCCUCAUAUGCAUGUAAAUUAGUCCACAAAGAAUCAGAAAAUGUGUGUUUAAUACUAGAGAACCUGAUAUUUUUAAAUGUUUUACAUUUUGUACAAAUGUAAUUGUAAUAAAGUUUGUUGGAAUGUAAUUGCUAGUUAAUGUUUGUGCUGUUAGAAUUAGUUUUGUUAAUUGAAUAAUUGUCUCGAUUUAAAUAUUAAUUAUUUGUAAUUUUUUUUUAGACAGUAAACUCAAUAGAAAUCGAAAUCAUAUGACAAAUACACUCAUCCAUGUUCUUAAAGUCAACACGACAAAUUUGAAAAUGGAACGAUUGAUGAUAUUUUCCUUUGUCAUUGAAUGUGUUGAUAACAAGAUAUUGGAAUAACCUCACUUUGACACAGAGACUGCAGAGCACGCAAACGAGCACAAGUGUUGUGUCGCUCGCGUGCUACGCAGACAGCGAACUAGAUUUAAACUUCAUAUAUAUUGUAGAAAUGUUGAAAAUUACAAAGUAAUGUUCUCAAAUUGUAUUUGAAAAUAAUGUAAAAUGUAGCUCAUAUUGU